AUGGUUGAUCGAGGUGGUUUGAUAUCUGUCUCAAACUUGCUUCUAUGGGAGGAAGAUAGGGCGUGGGAAAUACCCUGGAGUUUCGGCAUCGAGCAUGAGAGCUCGAUUCAAGUGAAAAGUGGAAGAGGGUCAUCAUUGUGGGACAAAAAUGUUCCUUUUAAUGUUUUAGCGGAUGAGGUUGUUCAAUCUACUUCUGACAUGAGUCGUAUUGAGGAAGUCGGAGAUGUUGGUAUAGACCAGUUUAUGCAGGUGUUGGGCUUUCGCCUAGCUAGCAUCGGGCGAAGUCAAGAGAAAAGGCAUAGAAAGGUGUUACAGAGUGCUGCGGAGAGUACCGAUUUAAAGGGGCAGCUAGAAACAAAAGAAACUAUGCUAUCUGAGCUGAAGAAAGAGCAUUCUAUUACGAAGGAGAAAUUGAAACUUGAAAAGGAAGAGCAUGAGAGCGCAAAAGAAUCAUUAGGGAAGAAGGAAAGUGAGCUAACUACCAUAAAUGAGCGAAUUGUGGAGGUAACACUGCAAUUGAAACAGAUCGAGUCAAGCCGAGAAGCUGAUAUCCUUGAUGCCUUCGCAGAAGGUUUUGAGUGUUCCGUCAUCCAAGGAAAGUUUCUGUGUCCUGGAGGUGAAUUUACUGCUAUAGACCCGAGCAAAAUAGUUCGAAACGGUCAAUUGGUUGAUGAUGAGGAGGUGGCAGAAGAAGGCGAUGACAACUUGGCCGACUAA
Arachis duranensis is the source of this 717-nucleotide messenger RNA. RefSeq lists its product as uncharacterized. The coding region runs from base 1 to 717 and encodes 238 amino acids. Lineage: Eukaryota; Viridiplantae; Streptophyta; Magnoliopsida; Fabales; Fabaceae. The record is from RefSeq and is a predicted model, not a curated record. The transcript has 4 exons.